Molecule: messenger RNA, 2985 nt
Organism: Ictalurus punctatus (channel catfish)
Lineage: Eukaryota; Metazoa; Chordata; Actinopteri; Siluriformes; Ictaluridae
Gene: lmnb1
Product: lamin B1
Exons: 12
Coding region: 15-1871 (618 amino acids)
Source: RefSeq, a predicted model, not a curated record
UGAUUGGUCUGUCUAUGACACGUGACCGCCGCAUACUGAUAAGCGGCCAUAUUCGUCUAGCCCAUUCUUUCAUUCGUUUGGAAGACAAAUUUACAAUGGCGACCGCCACUUCCACCCCGGCCGGCCAAAGAAUAAGCACCCGGGCGAGCAGCGGCACCGGCGGCGGCGGCACUCCUCUGAGCCCCACGAGGAUCACCAGACUGCAGGAAAAAGAGGAGCUGAGCCACCUCAACGACCGCCUGGCUGUUUACAUCGACAAAGUCCGGAGUCUAGAGUCCGAGAAUAGCGUUCUCCAUUUGCAGAUUUCUGAAAAGGAAGAGGUGCGGAGCCGGGAGCUGACCGGCCUGAAGUCUCUGUAUGAGACCGAGCUGGCGGACGCGCGGCGCUCUCUGGACGACACGGCUAAAGAGCGGGCCAGGCUGCAGAUCGAGCUGGGGAAACUCCGAACCGAGCAUGAACAACUCCUGCAAAAUUAUGCUAAAAAGGAUGCUGACCUGGCUGGCUGUCAGGCCCGGCUGAAGGAUGUGGAGGCGUUAUUGAACACUAAGGAGGCUAGUCUGGCCACGGCCUGCUCUGAGAAGAAAGGCCUGGAGGCCAUGCUAGCAGAUCUGCAAGCCCAGAUCCAGGAGCUGGAGGCAGGACUGAUUGCUGCUAAGAAGCAGCUGGGAGAUGAGACUCUGCUGAGGGUGGAUGCGGAGAACCGCUGCCAGAGCCUGAUGGAGGAGCUCGAGUUCCGCAAAAACAUGUUUGAGGAGGAAAUUAAGGACACCCGGCGCAGGCAUGAGACCCGGGUGGUGGAAGUGGACUCUGGUCGCCAGAUGGAGUACGAGUUCAAGCUGGCUCAGGCCCUGGCAGACAUGAGGCAGCAGCAUGACGAUCAAGUCAAACUCUACAAGGAAGAGAUGGAGCAGACCUACGUGGCCAAGCUGGAGAACAUACGCCUGUCUUCAGAGAUGAACAGCAGUUCAGCAAGCAUGGCACGGGAAGAGCUGAAGGAGUCUGCUUUGAGGGUUGAGAGUCUGGCAGCUCAGCUGGCCAGCCUGCAGAAGGAGACACGAGGCUGGCAAGAUCGCAUCAGUGAACUGGAGGCUGCUUUGUCUCAAGAGAAGGAUCUGAGCCGCAGGAUGCUGGCCGAUAAAGAGCGCGAGAUCUCCGAGAUCCGAGCCAAGAUGCAGCAGCAGCUGGAAGACUAUGAACAGCUGCUGGAUGUCAAACUGGCCUUGGACAUGGAGAUCAAUGCCUAUAGAAAGCUGCUGGAGGGCGAGGAGGAAAGGUUAAAGCUUUCUCCCAGCCCCUCGUCUCGUGUGACUGUGUCUCGAGCCUCGUCUAGCCGUAGCGUUCGCACUACACGUGGGAAGAGGAAGCGUGUAGAUGUGGAGGAGUCUGAGGCCAGCAGCAGCGUCAGCAUCGCCCACUCAGCUUCUGCCACUGGCAACAUCUGUAUCGACGAGCUUGACGUGGACGGCAAGUUUAUCCGGCUGCACAACAACUCCGAUCAGGACCAGGCAAUGGUAGGGUUUGAACUGACCAGGGUUAUUGGAGAAACUUCAGCUACCUACAAGUUCACUCCCAAAUAUGUCCUGAAGGCUGGACAGAAAGUCACUAUCUGGGCAUCUAACGCAGGUGUGAGCUCCAGCCCUCCCACUGACCUCAUCUGGAAGAACCAGAGCUCCUGGGGCACUGGCGAGAACAUCAAGGUGGCCCUGACCAACCCAGAAGGAGAGGAAGUUGCUGUAAGGAGCACCGUGUUCAAGACUGCCACAGUAGCAGAGGAAGAUGAUGAGGGAGUGGAGGCCUUUGAGGAAGAACUCUUCCUCCAGCAGGGAGAACUACCAAGAGAGGGUGCCAAGAGAGGCUGCUUGAUCAUGUGAGAGCAGUAACACUACGUACCACCUAACUCUUCCACUACAGCCAGGUUCAGCUGCCAACUCUACAACCACCUCAGAACUAUUUUUGUAUCGCUUGUGUAUAAUAAUCUAAGUGAAAAUUUUUUUUUUAUUAUUUUAAUGGAUUGUAAACCUUUUUUGGUACAUUUCUAUUUUUAUUUUGUACGUGAAUUGAUUUUAAAAAAUGCUUCACAACUGUUUUUCUGUGAACCAAAAUUUAGCGAUCAGUGGAGGACUGUAGUGAGAUUGAGCUCAGUGACAAGUAGGCAGCUUUAGCAAAAUUAAGUCCUCCAGGUGCUGUGAUUUUACCUUAAUUGUGUAUCUUUUUUUUUUUUUUUUUUUUUUUUUUUUUUUAAACAUAGUAUUUUAAGGGUCUCUUUAUAGAAAAGUUAUAAUUUUAUACCAGUUUUGUAGUUUUUAGCCAGACAAGUUGUCUAUAACGGAAUGUAGAUUAAAUUCACACACAAGUUAAAAACGGACUGCUGUUUCAAAUAUUAUUUUGGAAGAGAGGGCUGCUGGAUAAAUUCAUAUUGUUAGUCUGUGAAAUCCCAGACUGUUUGAACUGCAAAGCACCACAAGGUGGCAGUCUGGAGUCGCAUUUGUUACAUCGGGUUCUUUUCUUUUGAAUCUUGGUUAAUCAGUAUAUGCAGUGCCAGUUUUUCUAUUCUUGACAAUAUGCCAGCAUGCCAACUUACACCAAGGAAAAACUCCCUGUCCAAAUAUGUUUAACUGACAAGUUUGAGAAGAAAAGUAGGGGCUAGCAUAAUGACUUUCUACUGUACUUUGCCAGCAGGUUAUGUAAGCAGUCUGUAAAUUGGCUACACUAUCUCUCAUUAUGAUGAGACAUUAAGGCAGUGGAGUGUAAUGGUGUCACUUAUUAUCUAAUUACCUCUUAAGAAUUAGCCUUGGGUGGACUUGCUUAUUUUAUGCCAGUUUGUCCAUCUUAUCUAUUUAACUCUUGAAUAGUCUUAUGCCUAUAUUUUGAAUUGAUUUUCAGCUUAACCUUGAGUAGAAUUGUGGGUUGUCUUUCAUGUCACUUGCAUGCUUUUGCUCUAACCUUUACACUUUGUAAGGAAAAAUAAAAUUUUGUUGUAUUUUC